Messenger RNA from Penicillium subrubescens, 1014 nucleotides. RefSeq names its product Flavin-containing monooxygenase. The record is from RefSeq and is a predicted model, not a curated record. Gene Ontology annotation, molecular function: flavin adenine dinucleotide binding; monooxygenase activity. The transcript has 3 exons. NCBI's taxonomy places the organism in Eukaryota, Fungi, Ascomycota, Eurotiomycetes, Eurotiales, Aspergillaceae. Bases 1 to 1014 code for a protein of 337 amino acids.
AUGAGCCAAUUUCUGACACCUCUAAAAUCAACAAAGGAACUUUUCAAAGGAACGGUUGUUCAUUCCAUCGACUACCGAAAUGCUUGGGACUGGAAGACGAAGCAUGGCCUUAUUGUAGGCUCAGCCAACACAGGAACGGGAUCUCUUCUGGAUGCUCCAAACUCAAUCACUCAAGCUAACUUUUUACCAGCCCAUGAUAUAGCUGAGGACAUGCUGGAUGCUGGCCUGUCCUCGGUGACGAUGAUUCAGAGGGGUGAAACAGACUUUCUCAGCUGUUCUCCCGCACGAACAUUUACAGACAUCAAUGUCAAGUAUUCCCCUCCCUCUCUCAAUGUCGGCCCAACUUUACCCGAUAUAGAUUACUCAUAUGAUGUAGGGUUAUACAAUGCGGACACUCCGACACCAAUCGCAGACCAGAUGCGGUUCGCUGUACCUCGGGCCGUCCGAGGAUUGUUACGCAACAAAGCUCUUGCUGGCAAGGAUACCGGGCGCUAUGAUAGCUUGGAAAAAGCUGGUUUCAAGAGAAAACAGCCAGGAACAAAGGGGCCUUUUCGCGGUCGCUAUGUGGAUGUUGGAACCUCAGCGAAGAUUGCCAAAGGAUUAAUCAAAAUCAAAUCGGGCAGCUUCCCUGUCGCGUAUACGGAAAGUGGCCUCGAGUUCUCAGAUGGAACGCAUCUCAAUGCUGACGUGAUUGUCUUUGCAACUGGCUACAAAUUCAACAUACUGGAAAUUGUGCUGGCAAUAUUCGGCUCGGAUAUCCAUCAUCAGGUUGAUCAUCUUUGGGGCCUUGGGAGUGAAGAUGAUUUGAAUGGCGCCUAUCAGCCAACUGGUCGUAAGUCUCUACACCGUUUCUCAACCUUUACUAACGCUAAUAAAUUAUUAGAUCCAGGGCUAUGGACUGCUGGAGGCAAUAUGGGCCAAACUAGAUAUUACUCGCGGUUUUUGGCUCUUCAGAUUAAAGCGGCUGUUCUUGGGACACCCCUCCCCAUCGACUUCGAAAGCUCUCACUGCUAG